This is a messenger RNA of Aspergillus luchuensis, 1497 nucleotides long. RefSeq lists its product as uncharacterized. Lineage: Eukaryota; Fungi; Ascomycota; Eurotiomycetes; Eurotiales; Aspergillaceae. Gene Ontology annotation, biological process: transmembrane transport; carbohydrate transport. The record is from RefSeq and is a predicted model, not a curated record. The transcript has 2 exons. Gene Ontology annotation, cellular component: membrane. Bases 1 to 1497 code for a protein of 498 amino acids. Gene Ontology annotation, molecular function: carbohydrate:proton symporter activity.
AUGCCGUCCCUCAGCGCUUACAACGCUUCCAUUAUUGCGUUUGCGACAUUUGGUAGUAUCACAUACGGAUACUGUGCAAGCAUCAUUAGUUCAACAUUGGGCCAGCCAACGUUUGUGUCUUAUUUUAAGCUUGGGACUGCCGACAAUGCCUCUGCCUUGGAGGGAGCUAUGAAUGGCCUCUUUCAAGCCGGUGGACUCUUUGGCACUUUGCUAUCAGCUUGGGUAGCUGAUCGAUACGGGCGCUGCAAGGCAAUUUUCAUGUACACUGUCAUCACAAUCAUUGGCGGUGCGCUACAAACUGGAUCUGUUCACAUUGCCAUGUUCUUGGUCGCUCGAUUCAUUACCGGUCUUGGGAUUGGAGGCCUUCUUAUGCUCGUUCCAUUAUGGCAAAGUGAGGUCUCUCCGCCGGGUCAUCGUGGCCUCUUGGUAGGACUGCACGGGGUCAGCAUUCUGAUUGGUUAUGGGUUGUCGACGUGGAUUGGGUAUGGAUUCUUCUUCCUCAAGGGUACUGAGGCCCAAUGGCGAGUUCCACUUGCUAUUCAAAUUGCACCUGCUUCCAUUCUUGGCUGUGGGAUUCUGAUGAUUCCGGAGUCACCUCGGUGGCUGGUGAAAAAUGGUUAUGUCGAAGCUGCGAACGCUGUCCUCCAUCGCAUCCAUAAAGAUGCCAACGAUCCCGACAAUACGUUUGCUCAGGAGGAGUUCAAUCAGAUCCAGUCCCAACUAUCUUAUGAAGCAACGCUACCCUCCUCCUGGAAAUCGAUCGCGACCGUGCCACACUACCGAAAACGCGCUUGGAUUGGUUUCUUGACCAUGUUCGCGGGUCAAUUUACGGGAACGCUAGUGAUAAAUAACUAUGGGCCAACCUUGUAUUCAAGCCUAGGGUAUGGGUCCGCGGAUACACUACUGCUAUCCGCCGGGUGGAUCACAGAGGGGCUGUUCGCCAACAUGCUAAAUGCCUACCUCCUAGAUCGCGUGGGAAGAAAAUGGCUGAUGACGACCGGGCUUGCCGGGUGUGUCUUGGCCCUUGUGGGUGAAUGUAUCUUCCUUGCGCUUUUUCAAGGGACUAACAACAAGGCUGGUAAUUCGGUCGCUGUCUUCUUCCUCUACCUGCACCUGGCGAUCUACGGGUCAUGUAUGGACGCGUCUACUUAUGUAUUUGCUUCCGAAAUUUGGCCCACGCAUCUCCGAGCGAAAGGAUUUGCUCUCUCGUGCUCCGGCCUUUUCCUGGGUUCCCUCAUUCUCCUAGUCUCUGCACCAACGGCUUUCGCCAAUGUUGGGUGGAAAUUCUACCUCGUCAUGGUUAUUGUUUCUUCGAUCAACAUUGCCAUCUUUGCUCUCUUUCUCCCCGAGACGAAGGGUCUUCCUCUGGAGGAGAUUGCGGCACGUUUUGGAGAUCCCGUCACCUCUCACUUCGAUGCCCAAGUCCAGGUGAUCAACGGAGAAGAUGACCUUCAGAAUUUGUCCCCGAGCCCUCCAGCCGAAAAGGCUAGCACCUAG